Molecule: messenger RNA, 656 nt
Organism: Rubroshorea leprosula
Lineage: Eukaryota; Viridiplantae; Streptophyta; Magnoliopsida; Malvales; Dipterocarpaceae
Source: the annotation of a GenBank genome assembly
AAACCAGAGAGAAGAAACCAUACUUUCUCUUUCUCAAUUUUCAUUCAAUUUCUUCCUUCCUUUUUAUAGAGGAAGGCUACACAUAAAAUCAUAAUAUCUUUUUACCUAAUACAAUAAUUAUUAACUACCUAAAACUUUGACUAAGAUGAUGAAGUUUGCCGCCAUUUCUUGUAACCUGUGUGCAGCUCCAUGCUGCUGUCACUUUGCUGCUACUGUGCAGUCAUGUUGCAGCAUCAUUCAGCAGCUCGCAUUUGAUUUCAUUUUCAGCUUUCAUGCCAUAGCUCCAACAAUCUUCGAAUCCCAUUUUAUAGAGCAUCACUUGGUUACGUAACGAGGUUAAAAAAAAAAAUACAGAAAGAAAAUGGCUCUUAAUGGACAAGAAUUUUCUGCAAUAGUAAACAGAAUUCAAGCAGAUGUCCGUGAUAGAAUGGUUGGCUUUGCCAAGGAAAAGGCAUAUCCUAUUCUAAUAAGCAUUGCUUCCAUAUGGGGUUGGAGCUUCUCUUUGCAAAGGCUGAAGUUUUGAUGCUGGAUUUCUAAUGUUUUAGUGUACAUUAUGUCAUUGUUUCUGGACAUAGUCUAUUGAACUGGUAGUAGCUUAAAAAAGGUGCUGCUCAGUAUAUUUGUGAUUCUUCUGGUAAUAGAAUUCACAAUUUACC